This is a messenger RNA of Ipomoea nil (Japanese morning glory), 600 nucleotides long. Its product is annotated as zinc finger protein 3-like. Bases 1 to 600 code for a protein of 199 amino acids. The record is from RefSeq and is a predicted model, not a curated record. The transcript has a single exon. Lineage: Eukaryota; Viridiplantae; Streptophyta; Magnoliopsida; Solanales; Convolvulaceae. Gene Ontology annotation, biological process: negative regulation of abscisic acid-activated signaling pathway.
AUGGAGAAUAAUCACAGAGAAGAGUACUACACACUAGUAGGGGAUGAUGAUGACGACGACGGCGGUGAUCGCCGCCGCCUUUUGUCGUGCAACUAUUGUGUGAGGAGAUUCAGCAACUCGCAGGCGCUCGGCGGCCACCAGAACGCGCAUAAGCGAGAGCGGGCGAUGGCGAAGAGGGGCAAGAGAGUCGGGGCAACGGCGGCGCCGUCGCCGGCAGUCACGGCGUUUGGAUAUCAGCCCGGCGCCGCUUCUCUUCCUCUGCAUGGGCUAUACAAUAGGUCCCUUGGGAUUCAAGAUCAUUCCAUGAUCCAAAAACCCGGGAGUUAUUUCGGGUCACAGUCGCCGUCACCUUCCAUCUACGACUAUAAUGCAUGGACCAGACGGCGGCCGUUUGAUCAGCAGCCGGCGAUAGUGGGGCUGCCGCCGGUGAGUUACCAUGUGUCGUCGUCGUCGCGGAACAGUGAUAUGCCCUAUAGAUCUCAUACGGUGGUUGAUGGGAUUGGAGACGGGUUCCGAAUGGACAUUGCCGGCGCCGGCGCCGGCGGUUCUAGUUCGAAAUCUCAUCAAGAAAUAGAUUUAGACUUGUCUCUGAAACUAUAG